CUAAUCAAUUAUCCACUUAAACGACAACGUUUCAUUCGUUUUCCCCAAAUCACUCAUCAUUUCAAACUCUGUAAACCCUAGAUCAAAAUUUCGCGCGAAAAGAUCUUAGAACUAUGGCGAUCGCGAGAACCGGAGUUUUCGUUGACGAUUACUUGGAGUAUGCAAACACAUUACCAGCAGAGUUGCAGAGGCUUCUCAACACCAUACGAGAACUCGAUGAUCGAUCUCAAUCAAUGAUAAAUCAAACAAGGCAGCAGACAAAGAACUGCUUAGAUAUGGCUUCACAAAACUUCAAUUAUAAAAUCAAUCAUGAAGAUGCUGACAUGGAUUUUGAGAAGACGAAGAGAGAGAUCGAAGCAAAUCAAGAUAAUGCGUUAAACCUGUGUACUGAGAAGGUCCUUCUUGCACGCCAAGCUUAUGAACUUAUAGACAGUCAUCUAAAACGUCUCGACGAGGAUCUGCACAACUUUGCUGAGGAUUUGAAACAAGAGGGGAAAUUACCAGCUGAUGAACCUGCAAUACUUCCACCGUUACCUUUAGUUCCUAAAAACGAGAAGCGGAAGUUACCGUAUAUAACACCUUAUUCUAAGAAAGUUGAUUACAGGGAUAGGGAGUGGGAUCACCGGGAUAGGGAUUUUGAGCUCAUGCCGCCACCUGGCGGUUUCAAACGGGAUUAUGCGACCCCUCUGGAGAUCGAACAACCAAUUGAUCCAAACGAACCAACCUACUGUGUUUGUCAUCAGGUUUCAUACGGUGAUAUGAUUGCAUGUGACAAUGAGAAUUGUCAAGGCGGGGAAUGGUUUCAUUACUCGUGUGUCGGGCUGACACCGGAGACGAGGUUCAAGGGAAAAUGGUAUUGUCCAACCUGCAGGCAACUUCCACUUUAACAUUUGAGUUUGUAUAUUUAUUGUAUAACCCCCUCGAUUUCGUGUGCUUCAUGGAAUUCUUGAAAGUUUAUUUUAGACAAAUUUUGGUGUAAAAGUUUAAUUUAAUAAAUUUCGGGAUCUAUAUAAAUAUAUUUUUUUACAAAGUUUUGUAAUAUUUUAAAAA
Molecule: messenger RNA, 1050 nt
Organism: Helianthus annuus (common sunflower)
Lineage: Eukaryota; Viridiplantae; Streptophyta; Magnoliopsida; Asterales; Asteraceae
Product: PHD finger protein ING2
Exons: 6
Coding region: 114-887 (257 amino acids)
Cellular component (GO): nucleus
Source: RefSeq, a predicted model, not a curated record